Doryrhamphus excisus (bluestripe pipefish) is the source of this 1284-nucleotide messenger RNA. The record is from RefSeq and is a predicted model, not a curated record. Lineage: Eukaryota; Metazoa; Chordata; Actinopteri; Syngnathiformes; Syngnathidae.
UUUGCCGGCGGUGCGGAUGUUGCCGCCACGUUCCAUGAUCAUGAAUACGAGUACUGGGAUGUCAGCGGCGUGCGACUGAAGACGAUCGGCUGAAGUCCUACGGUCCCUGAAUGCAGCAGUGACGAGGAACAAACAUGGCGGACGCGCUCUCUGACAGCGAAGUAUCCGUGGCGAAGCCGGUGCCCAAACGCCGCCGCAUCCUCGACCCGUCAGCCAUCGUCCCCGUGCCUGUCUACUCCAACAAGGUCAACAGCAGUCUGAGUCUGAAGGCGGAGCUUCCUGCCUUGACAGGAAAAGACGAUGACGACGACGGCGGCGGCGGCGGUGGGGACGGUCUGUGGUUGGAGAUGUGGGGUGGAGCAACGAGAGGGGCCGCCAUCGUGCUCAGUGACUCCGAGGAGGAACAGGAAGUGCAACUGGUGGACGACAGCAGAGACAAGCCAGGGUCCCGCUCGCUGUCUCCUCCCCCUCCCCCAGCAGAGAUUCCCGUGCAAAAGCAAUCCAGAAAUAUCCAGAAGAAGAUCAAUGAAGUGGACAGGAAGCUGCGGGCCAUCAACGCCGCCCUCUCGCCCGAGGGGCGGGACGUGGGGCUCAGACGGCGGCGGCGUGGCAUUCCCGAGGAAGACCAGGACGAUGUGGUGAUCGUGGAGGCGGAGCCACGUGAUGGGCGGGCACAGGAAUGGCGUCUGAAGGUGCGAUGUCGCACGGACGUCUACAAGCUUCCUGUGCUGUCGACGACGUGUGUGGGCGAGGUCGCCAGCCAGCUGUCGGCCAUCCUUCAGGUGCCCAGGCACCGCCUGCUGCUGCUGAGGGAGGAGGCGGAGCUUCCCGGCCACGCCAGCCUCGGCGAGCUGGGCCUCGGCAUCGCCGACAUCUUGGGUAGGUCAUGUGACACGCCGCCUCCGCCACCAGUGUUGCUACGAGGGCUGGACUGUCGCUGGCUUUGCAGAGUGUGUUGUCAUGGCGACGGAGCAGCGCGGCGGCAUCACGGAGGAGGAGCUCGGCUCCGUCUUUUCGCAGUACGUGUCAUCGAUGCCCGCCGGCGCUGCCAAAAAGGUGGAGUUUCACUUUGAUGGCCGCAGGGUGACGGCCAAUCAGACGCCUGCACAGCUGGACAUGGAGGACGGCGACAUCAUUGAGGUGUGGAUGUGAAGCUGGUCAAAAGAAAAGCCCAAAUGAAUGAUAAAUGAUAAUGAAAUAACUUGACUUUUAAAUGCCGUAGAAAGAAAGGAAAACGCCAUUUGUCAUUUUCCUUCCCAUUUAAGAGAAUAAAUCAUUUGCUGU